Molecule: messenger RNA, 2534 nt
Organism: Planococcus citri (citrus mealybug)
Lineage: Eukaryota; Metazoa; Arthropoda; Insecta; Hemiptera; Pseudococcidae
Gene: Mitofilin
Product: mitofilin
Exons: 15
Coding region: 196-2370 (724 amino acids)
Biological process (GO): cristae formation
Cellular component (GO): MICOS complex
Source: RefSeq, a predicted model, not a curated record
AUUUCGGUCUGCUCUUUUCGUUGCACCGAGCUAAUGUAUUUUGUAAGAUAUUUUACUAUUAAUUAAUUUAGUAUUUUAUUUAACUCAAUAAAUUAAUUUUAUAAAUACUUUCAACCAUAGUGCUAUGCUAAUUUUAUGCAUCAGUAACUACCUGAUUAAAAAGUGAUUAGGUACAGUUGAAAAUCCUGUGUAAGAAUGUAUAGAAUUGCCGAAAAACUACCGCCCCUCACACGAUGCCAGGGCUCUACUAUUUUAAAUAAACAUCAGUCCGAUAAAGUAUUGAGAAGCUCUCGGCGAUAUUACGAUACGAAUGCACCGAAAAAAGGGGGUAUCGGUAAACCUAUACUCUACUUGGUUGGAGCUGCUACCGUUGGAGCUGGUGGUGCAAUUACCUAUGCUAAAUACGAUCCUAAAUUUCGUAAAACACUUAAUGAAUACGUUCCUGGAAGCGAUUCAUUUAUCAGGUUUAUUUCACAAGAAGAAAAAUCUUACGGAGAGAGUGUCAAGAGUAGUAUUUCAAAUGCUUCUAGCAACGCCGUGAAUAAGGUUUAUUCUAUGGUAGGUUUGGGUAAAGACGCUGAUCAAUCCAAAAUACAACCUCCUCCACCAUUAGUCGUCACAAAAACAACAAAAUCUCAAGCUGAACCGGCUCCUAAAAAAGAACCAGCUGCAGCUCCUAAAAAAGAACCCGAACCAACUCCAAAAAGUACUCCUAAAGAAGCUACGAAAACAGAACCAGCACCACCGAAAAAAGAAUCUACACCGGUGAAAGAGAAACGAGAUAAACAUGACGAUUUGAAAAAAUACAAUCUUCCUGAAAUGGAAAAAACAGCGAAGAAUGUUGCUGCUAAAGCUAUUACUGAAAUUAAUAAAGCUGUAGAUGACUUGAAAGCUUAUAGGGAAGAAGUGGCGAAUCUUAUUGAAAAAUCAAUACAAAGCGGUGAUUAUAAUAUUUGGUUCGUAAUCAGAGAAAAAACCGAACAGAAAGGAAAAUGCAUCGAACAUGCUGAAAAAAUGAGUAAAGAAGCUAUGCAAAAAUUAGAACAUCUUAAAAUCCUACUCAGCGACGAAAAGACUGAUAUAGAUCAUAUUACAAGAACACAAAUCGAAAACAACAUCAAAAAUGUUGUCAACGAUUUAGUUUACACAAAAGCAGUAUUUGCAAAAGAACUAAGUGAUUCGUCAGUAUCUGAAAAAUACGCUAAAAAGGUCGAAGAAUCGAGGCAAUCAUUAUCGAAAGAGCUUGGCACGUUAUUCCCAUCCUUGUUAGUAGAUACGGAUGUUCUUGCAUCUGAUGAAGAACUGGACCUGUUCGUUAUGUACACUUGCCAGUUACUUAAUUUCUAUCAGAAAGAGUUGCAAAAAUUAGAGACCAUUGGACGAUCAAAACUCAAUCAAAUAAUUGAACAAGCGAAAGCUGGUAAUGUGGAAGUCGCUGAUGUUAUUAGUCUCGAGAAAGAAACGCUGAAACGCAGCUUUGCACAAGAACUAUUGAAAUCUGAAUUGAAAAUCAAACUUGAAUUUGAAAACGAAUUGAAAAAUCAACUGAAACGACAAGCCGAAGUUUACAACGAUCAUCUAGAAGAAAUUGUUUACUUGAAAGAUAAAGAAAACGAAAGAAAGUUACAUCAGAAUAUCAACGAAAAAGUAGAAGACAUGAAAAUAAAUUAUAAUAAACAAUUGGCAAAGAUCAUUGGUCGUAUGAAAGGACUUGAUAUGGCGUUGAAAGAAAAAGCUGUCGCUGAGAAACAAGCAAAGCGUUCUCAACUUUUAUGGAGCGCUUGCCAGUCGUUGAUUUCAUCCAUACAAUCCGCCGAUAAUGAAAAAUCUUGGGAAGAACAAUUGAAACCCCUCGAAAAUGAAGUGAAAACUAUUUCUAAAGCUGCUGCUGACGAAGAUCCACUGGUAGGUGCCGUUCUAGCUGCUAUUCCGGAAGAAGCUAAAUCACGCGGAGUUUACUCAGAAUUAGCCCUUAGAGAUAGAUUUCUGAAUGUAGAAAAAGUCGCCUUCAGAUUAGCAAAUUUACCCGAAGGAUAUGUAUCGAUACCACGAAUGGUUCUAUCUUAUUUACAAAGCUUCUUACUGGUUAAUUUAUCUAAAACAAUUCCACCUGAAGAACUAGCCAAUGAACCGUUCGAUAUUUCGAGUUUAUCCAAUUAUGAUGUAUUAUUCAGAGCAAGGUAUUGGUUGGAUAGAGGAGAUUUUCUGCAGGCUUUGAGGUAUAUGAAUUUAUUGAAAGGUGCUGCUCGUGCCAUAGCCGAUGAAUGGAUUAAUGAAACCCGUAUUUUAUUAGAAACUAAACAGGCAGCUGAUGUUUUAUUAUCGCACGCUGCAUAUUCCAGUCUAAUUUAUUUGAAUGAUUCGAGUUGAAUGUUUUUGUAUCAUUUCAUAUUAAAAUAAAAUGUAUAAAGUUAUUAGAAAUCUGCGUAACUAUAUCAAUAAAUGUUGAGAUUUGUGUUUAAUUUCUGGGGUAAACUGAUUGAAAAGGUGUAAAAUGGUUAUUUUGAAAUGUGAAUAAAGUUUUAUAAUCGUUU